This is a messenger RNA of Vombatus ursinus (common wombat), 747 nucleotides long. RefSeq names its product putative glycosyltransferase ALG1-like. The record is from RefSeq and is a predicted model, not a curated record. Gene Ontology annotation, molecular function: mannosyltransferase activity. NCBI's taxonomy places the organism in Eukaryota, Metazoa, Chordata, Mammalia, Diprotodontia, Vombatidae. Gene Ontology annotation, cellular component: endoplasmic reticulum.
AUGAAACUGGGCCACACCUGCUCCCCAUUCAGAGCAACCACAGAACCCUGGGACCCAGUCUUUGAGAGAUCUGCAUUCACUGAGCUCAAUCCUAGGAGCAGGAAGGUAAUACAGCUUGAUGGACAGCCAGCUUUGAUGGUCAGCAGCACGAGCUGGAUGGAGUUUGAACAAUGGACCAUCGACGGAGCAAACCUGUUUCUAGUCUGUGUGAUAACAGGAUCAGCAGAUUUUGGUGUCUGCCUCCACAAAUCCUCCAGUGGCUUGGAUCUUCCCAUGAAGGUGGUGGAUAUAUUUGGAUGCUGCUUGCCAGUUUGUGUUGUACAUUUUCAGUGUUUACAUGAACUUGUGAAACAUGAAGUAAAUGGCAUGGUGUUUAUGGACUGUGAGGAGCUUGCAGAUCAGCUGAAGGUAGAGAUGUUGAGCUUGGACUCUUCAACACCAUUGCAUUCUACCCUCAUCUUCAUCUCUCUAGUCUCAUUUGCUAAUGGUAUCCUUGGUGGGAAUGGUAAAAGAAAGCUAGGUUUCUGGGGUCUCACUGCCUGAUGAGGGGAGGGAGAAGAGUCCAAUAAGCACAAUGGGUGAGGCCUUCAACUUUUGUUUCUCUUUUAUAGAUGCUCUUUUCAGAAUUUUCCAGUCCUGAUAACAGAUUGAAACAGUUCAGAAAAAAACCUUACAGAAUCAAAGCAGCUUCGCUGGGAUGAGAGUUGGGAGCAGACUGUGUUCCCAUUGUUUACUCAAAAUUGAGGG